AUGCAGACCGAGGAAAGCAUGAAGCGUGUUGGCGUAUUGGCCUUACAGGGUGCUUUUUCUGAACACAUUCAGCAUUUAGAGAAGUGUGUAGCGGACAAUGGGUAUGAGGUGAAAAUCGUAACGGUGAGGACACCUGAGGAACUGUCACAAUGCGAUGCUCUUGUGUUGCCUGGCGGCGAGUCUACGUCGAUGUCGCUGAUCGCGCAAAGGACCGGGAUGUUUCCCCAUUUGCGUAAAUUUGUGCACGACCCAAGCAAGGCUGUCUGGGGCACCUGCGCAGGGCUCAUCUAUAUCUCGCAGGAGUUGGCAAACGAAAGGGAAUUGGUGCAGCCACUGGAACUGCUGAAAGUGAGGGUCAGAAGGAACGCUUUUGGCAGACAGGCUCAGUCGUUUGUUCAGAACUGCAAUUUCUCCGAAUUCAUACCGGGCUGUCACGAUUUCCCAGCCGUUUUCAUCCGGGCGCCGGUUAUCGAGCAUAUUUUCGAUGCGGAUGCUGUGAAGCCGUUGUUCACUCUGGAAAGUGGAUUGAUCGUUGCGGCGUCGCAGGGCGACAAUAUCUUGGCGACCUCGUUCCAUCCUGAGCUGGCAGAGAACGACAGCAGGUUUCACGACUGGUUUUUGAGGCAGUUCGUACUCAAAUGA
Messenger RNA from Torulaspora globosa, 642 nucleotides. It is a transcript of the gene SNO1, whose product is annotated as putative pyridoxal 5'-phosphate synthase. Gene Ontology annotation, molecular function: glutaminase activity. The transcript has a single exon. Gene Ontology annotation, cellular component: glutaminase complex; cytosol. NCBI's taxonomy places the organism in Eukaryota, Fungi, Ascomycota, Saccharomycetes, Saccharomycetales, Saccharomycetaceae. The record is from RefSeq and is a predicted model, not a curated record. The coding region runs from base 1 to 642 and encodes 213 amino acids. Gene Ontology annotation, biological process: pyridoxine metabolic process; pyridoxal 5'-phosphate biosynthetic process.